This is a messenger RNA of Prorocentrum cordatum, 414 nucleotides long. Lineage: Eukaryota; Dinophyceae; Prorocentrales; Prorocentraceae. The record is from the annotation of a GenBank genome assembly.
AUGGGUUCCUGCGUGGCGUCCCGCCGGUCGCAGGCCGUGGAGCCGCAACCGCCCCCGCGCAUGCUGGGGCUGGAGGAGGAACUCUGGGAGAAAUGCGGCGGCCUGGAGUUCGACUCCGUGCUCGGCAGAGGAGCGGUCGUCCUGAUGGACGCGGAGUGGAUGGUGGGGCGAGCGGGCUCUGGCGGCGUCCUCGAGCCGCGCCAGGCGUUGCCGCCGACUGCAUUCAUGCCCCACAGCGCUGUCAAGGCCACCACGCCUGAAUUUAUGUUCCUCCCGUUACUGCACAUCGCGUGCAUUUCACACUGCUGGCUGCAGGCAAACCACCCGGAUCCACACGGGCACAACCUGCGCGUCUUGGGCAGGGCCCUGCAGCUGCUGUUGACAGAUUAUUUCGUCGAUUUCAAGGGCCGGUGG